Molecule: messenger RNA, 1089 nt
Organism: Paramecium tetraurelia
Lineage: Eukaryota; Ciliophora; Oligohymenophorea; Peniculida; Parameciidae
Exons: 2
Biological process (GO): calcium import into the mitochondrion; mitochondrial calcium ion homeostasis
Cellular component (GO): uniplex complex; mitochondrial inner membrane
Molecular function (GO): uniporter activity; calcium channel activity
Source: RefSeq, a predicted model, not a curated record
AUGUUAUUAAAAAGUCUCUACAGAUUCUGUUCAUUAAAGAGGUACAAUUUCUAGGACAUCCUCAUGUUGUAGAGAUUUUCAUAGGAGGAAACCAAAAACCUUAAUCUCAAGUAAGAGGUUUUGUAUUUCUACUUCCACAGCAAGAAGGUAUUCUUCAAAGCUGAAGGGACUGUGCUUGAACUCCAAUAGGCCAUCAAGAAAUAGAUCGACGAUGUGAAGAGUGUCGGAUUAUAUCAAUAAACCAACAAUCAUGAAUAAAUUGAAUAUGCAUCCUCCACUCCCAUGCAAUUGGUGUUGGCGGAAGACAUGGUUUUAAGGUUGAAUUAGACAGAAAACUACAUAAUUCUCAAUAAAGUAGACAACCCACCAGUGAUUGACUUGAUCGACAACUAUCCAAUCACCCAACACGCAUUGCAUGAAUAUUUCUAAGAGAUUGAUGUGCCACAGAGAACAAAGGUGGUAUUGAGCAAUUUUAUCCAAAAACUGUUGUCUGAGAUCGAGAAACACAAGGAGUUGACUUACGAUAAGGACUUGAUCAUGUUGAUAAUAAAGAAGGUCAUCAUGAAAUUGGGUAUCUACUCUUAGGCCCAGAAGCAGAUAAUAGAUGAUUAGAUCUCAUUUCUGGAGUGCAAAUAGAAUCGUUUAGCUCAUUUGAAGGAUUCUAUCAUAAAGGAGUUGGAAAUGAAGGAGUAGACAACUUUGUAUUAGAUUUACUUUUACAUUCUCAUGUAAAUAGCCUUUACUCAAUACGGAACAUAUGUUGUCUGGGGAUGGGAUGUCAUGGAGCCUGUGACUUUCAUGCUCGGAGUCACUGACAUGAUCAUAGCCUAUUAGUUUUGGAUGAAAACGACUAAGGCCUAUACCUUUGGAAAUGUUCUGUAACACGCUGUGAAUAAGCAUUUGAAUAAGAGACUGGCUGAACAGUUUAAUUAUGCGGAUGAAUUGAAUGAUGUUAAUAGAAUGAUAGAAUAUUUGAAAUUCAAGUAGAUGGUUUAUAGCAGCGACAUUUACGAAGUGAUUAGUGUUAUAGAGGGAGCCAUAGAGGAGAAAUAGGCAAAGCUGUAGGCGUAAGAGGAGGAAGAGUAAUGA